UAAACGCGAAUGAUGAACUAUGGCAACACGGCGGAUCGGACGAAGUACAGUCAUCGGAAAUUUCAUUUGAAUUGUUCGAUCCUCGAAUCGGUCAUAUAUCGAAACUAAUUGCAGCGGUGUUGUAACAUGUGUAAUGGCCGACUCUUGAGUUUGGUAUAUUGUAUAGUCAAUAAAGAUGCAUUCAUUCCUUAGCACUCAUAAAUCGAUAGCUGUGAAAACGAAAAGUUUUGCUAGAGUUGGGUGUAAAUGUCAGCAGUGGAGUAAUAAGCAUGUUUACGGACAUAGUAAACGACUGUAUAGGCCAAACCAAGUAUUACCUCGACUGCUGUCCACCAUUGUCAGAACAAGUAGCAGCGGUUAUGGGACUUUGCAGAAUGUUAUUCGGCUUAACGUAAUACAUUCGUCAGACAGUUUUGUAAAGGACAGUACAUUAUUUCCAUUCUACCCCUCGGGCAGUUGCAUGGUAGUUGUGAGACAUAUGUAUGUUGGACAUCAGUUGUAUGACAAAGAACCUUUAAAACCCUCAUCCAAAGUUGAAGAAACAGUUCAAGCCUUAAAAGAAGAUCUAAAAGAUAAACCUUCUGUUCACGUUGUGGCAGACAAACCUCCACUUCUCAAAAGAAUUAAGAAGAAGAUUGUUGAUGAAGCACUGCACUAUUAUCAUGGAUUUCGUCUUCUAUUUAUUGAUAUUAAUGUAUCAAGGAAAUUGGUAUGGAGAGUUAUGAAUGGGAAGUCCCUUACUAGACGAGAGCAUAGACUGUUGGUGCGGACAGUGUCGGAUUUAUUUCGAUUAGUCCCUUUCUCAGUGUUCAUCAUUGUUCCAUUUAUGGAAUUGCUGCUUCCUCUGGCAAUUAAAUUGUUUCCGGGAAUGCUUCCGUCUACUUUUCAGACUGCAACUGAGAAAGAUGAAAAGAUGAAGCAAUCCCUUAAAGUAAAACUAGAAAUGGCAAAAUUUCUCCAGCAAACUUUGGAUGAUAUGGCUGUUCAAGGCAAGGGACGAAGCUCUGAAGCUGCCAAGGAGUUUGCAGAAUUCUUUGUCAAGGUGCGCACAUCUGGAGAACAAGCAACCAAUGAAGAAAUAAUGAAAUUUUCAAAGUUGUUUGAGGAUGAGCUUACUUUAGAUUCAUUGUCUCGACCCCAACUUACAGCACUGUGUCGAGUACUGGAGAUACAGCCAAUUGGAACAAAUAACUUUUUAAGAUUUCACCUUCGGAUGAAGCUCAGAAGUCUGGCAGCUGAUGACAAGGUAAUACUAAAGGAGGGCAUAGAAUCGCUCACCCCAGCAGAGCUCCAACAGGCAUGUAGAGCAAGAGGUAUGAGAGCAUAUGGUAUGUCUGAGGAUGCACUCAGAACUCAACUAGCACAGUGGCUUGACCUGAGCCUUGAAAAGAAAGUUCCUCCUUCACUGCUGUUGCUGUCAAGAGCACUGCUUCUUCCAGAUAGAAUCCCAACAAGUGAUCAGCUCAAGGCUACGAUUUAUGUUCUACCUGAUACUAUUGUGACCCAGACAAAGGCGGCCAUUGGAGAACGUGAGGGCAAGAUAGACAAUAAGACAAAGAUUGAAAUCAUUAAGGAGGAAGUACGUAAAAUUCGCGAGGAAGAUCAAGAAGAGAAAGAAGAGGAAAAGAAGGAGAUCGAGAGGGAAGAAAAGGAAAUACUUGUGGACAAGGCUCCUAUUAUCACUCAAGAUGUUGGAAUUCAACCUGAAAUUCUUCAUAUUACUUCAGCUGAGGAGCAGCCAGUUAAAGAUGACAGCAGAAAGAAAGAGGAGCUGACAGCCACAGACUUUGAAGCACUUGAGGAUGCAUUGGAUACUUUGAGUAAGGAUAAAAAGAUUUUGGUUGAAAUGGAGUUGGAUGAUUUAAAAGAAGAACUGGCAGAAUACCAAGAAGAUGUUGAUGACCUAAAGAAGGUAGUGAAGGUGCUGGAUAAGUCAGAAUCAAAAGUACGAGAAUCGAAGGCAGCCAGACGCUUAUUUAAGAAAGUAAACAGAAUGAUACGUAAGAUGGAUGCUGUUCUGGAAGAGCUUGAACGUGAAGAGAAGGUACUCAUAAAGGACCUAGAAGCUAAAGGAUCUCUUGAAGAAAAGGAAACACAACAAAAAAGUGAGGAAUUGAUAAGCAUUGAGGAACUGAAAGAUGCUAUCAAGAGAAUUCAGAAGGUUCCAGAUGCUUCCCUGGUGAACAGGAUUUCUGAAGUUCUGGCAAAAAUGGAUAUUGACAAAGAUGGAGCCAUCAGACUAGAUGAUGUACUGAAGGUAGUUGAAUUGGUUGGCAAAGAAAAUGUUAAACUUAACAAAAAACAAAUUGAUGAGAUAGUUGACUUAAUGAGUAAAGAAGAAGUGAUAGAGUUGGAAGAACAAAUUGAGAAAGCACUGGAGAAAGGCAAUCAAAAAGUAGAAGAGACUGUGAAGAAAGAAUUGUCGCUCAAAGUGGAAAAGGAAACUAUGGUAAAGGCGAAUGUAAUAUCACAAGAUGACCGAAAGAAAGCAAAUGGAGCAAGCUGUGAUGUGUCAGCAUCCACAUCAGGUGCUGCUGCUAUGUCAGCAGCACCACCCAUUCAGCCACAUAAUGUGUCUGAGCCCACUGAUAAAAAGGAUAGUUCAAAAACACUGUGAUAGAGCAGGCCUCUGUUUUUAAAUAAUUAAUUUUAUAAUUUAUUAGUAAAAGAAAUAUGAAUAUGUCAAUAUUGCUUAACGUGAAAAGCUCUGAAUUAAUAAUGUAUUCCAGUAAGUGGACUGAAUUUCAGCAUAUACAGCUCACUACCAUACCAUGUAUAUAUGUAAUGCUUGUUUCUGUAUUAUCUUCCAGUAAUGAUUAAUACAUUCACUGCCAGUCCCAUCACCUGAUGAGUUGAAGUUUAUCAUUUACCUGUAGAGAUCCCAUUAAAUGACAAGCUGUAUGUAUAUAAAUGUAAUUUUUCUCUAGAGCUGUCACUGAAAUGCAGAGAAAUGAUAAAUGUAACUUGUCAAACUUGAAAGAAUUAAAAACAAUACAGUAAUAUAUUCAUUUCCAUUCCCAAGUUUAAUGUAAAAAAAAAUUGAUAAUCCAGUUUUCAUGGAAAAAUGGCUGGCCCCAGCACCUAAAAUCCAAAUAUGCAUGGCAUGACAUGGCAUGGCAGUCAGUGUGUUAAUGAUUAACAUCAUUCUUGAUGAAAAUAAAUUCUUUGAAACUGGACUCUGAAUACAACAUUGAUAUUUUAUAAAAGGACAGCACUACAUAAGAACAUAUUCACAUUUGAAGAUAAACUAAGCAAACUGCAGGGUCAUAUAAAUAGACUCAAGUGUAAGGAAUAAAUACCAUUCUUGCCCUUCUGAACAUAUACAGGUUGUUUCACAAACAGUGUGCCAUACUUUGGGAGGUGAUGGUGAGUAGAACAUUGGUUCUGUUUCAAGCUGUUAAAAAGUUACAGAUGUUUAAGGUGCAUGCUGGAGAAAAUAAACAAGAAUAUUAAUCACAUGAAUUUAUGAGAAACACCAUAAAUUAAAUAUUCAAAAUGUCCAUCACAGUUUUCAAGUGCCUUGUUCUUCUUGGCCCAGAUGAAAGUUUACUGCCCAUAGCAUCAUGUUGGGGCAUAAGCAGCUAUUCCACUAUUGUUAGUAUUUUGCUUAUGUAGAUCAUUUCUUUCAUAAGACCACUUAAAAAGAAGUCAAGUAUCUCAAUAGCCAAGGUUUUGGAGCAACAUUACAAAUCUCUCGAUUCCCAUAACACUGAUUCAGGUAAUCUGUAAAUCGAUGACCAAAAUGUGGAGGUGUUUCAUCAUUCUGAAAGAACAUCUUGAGUGAUGUCUCCAGAGGCAAGUACUCCAGUAAAAAUGACAAAGCAUUCAUAAGGAAGUUCAGAAAAUUAGCAGGAGUCAAAUUUUGUUCAAAACAAAUUUUCCAAUUAACAGAUCACCAAACAUUCACUGAGAUUUGAUAUUAUAAGUAGCUUUGAACAGUUCUGUAAGGAUUACUGGUAGGAACAAGUAGGAACCCUGCUUAUUGUUAACCAUAACCAUUGUUGGCAUGUGUAAAAUUUCACAGAAGUAGGCAGUUGUAUUUUACAUAUCUUAAAAGAAUUGUAGCUCCCCAGUGGUUAGAAAUGGGACCAGUGUUGUAUUACGUUUUUUACUUGACAUUACCUCCCAAAGUAUGGCAGACUAGUUGUGAAUACCUUGUAGUUGGUAGUGGAACUGAUGACAAAAGUUGUGUUUUAGAAAGAGAAGCUUUUUUCACUUACAAAAAAAAUUCAGCUAGUGUUAGUAUGGAUCUUCUUUCAGUUCUGUAAAUGCAGUGCAUAGCUUAACCACAUGACAAGUAAUUUAUAUGUAACACUAUAUAUACAUAAGGCUUUUCUGUAGACUAUUCAGUAAGUAUUAUAGUGUGUAUGCCACUGUCUGACAGGUUGACUUUGUUUUGUUUUUGUUUAUAAAAUGUGUUAUGAAUGUACAUAUUAUGUAGGAUGUAUUUUUGAUAUGGUUUGGUGUAGUUUGAACUUAUAUAAAUGAUGCAAAAAUUAUACAUCUUUAGAUACUUGUUGACUGAAACAGUUUAUGAGAUUAAUAUUUUGUAACAUAAGUGCUCCAUAAUUCAAAUUUCCCAUUCAUGAAUAUUUCAUGAUAGCUUAAAAAUGUAAGUGUAGAAAUCAGACAGAUUAUUAUAGGACUCUUGAUAGUGGAAUUAAUGUAUACAGCAUUUAGACGAUGUUGCAUGAGCACUGGACCCAUCCUUAGUUUGCAUAUGUUAUCAUUUAUAUUAAGGUACCUCUAUUCCUCAAGCAAAUUCUGGGAUAAUAGCUUAAAAUAUAAUCACUUACGUGCAGAUAUUUCCAGUUCAUCAUUCUGAAUUAUCCUAAUAUUCAGUGAUGUAUAAGUGGUGCAGUUGAAAAAGCAUCAUUGAAUAAACCAGGAACACCAUCAUGAAUGUGAGAGGUGGAUAAAUUAUAACUUUAUGUAUCUGAUCUUUGCGUUUUUAGAUAUCAGGAAGAUCUGAAUGGCAGCACACAAUUUCUGGGUUUAAUAUGCUCCUAAUUUCUUUGUGAAUGCAAUUUUGAUAUGUUAGUAUUGUUUCCAGUAUUUCAACUCUGUAACAUUUUCAAAGGAUUUACUAGCUGUCUGUAUACUGUAUUAUGAUAUUAUGCUGCAUUCUGGUGAUGAGGCAUGAACAGUUAACUUAAAAGAGUAAUGUCUUGUGGGACCUAAUGGCAUGUAGUCCAGUUGAAGUUCCCUGACGCUCCUGUGAAACAUCAGUGAACUUCUGCUGGACAACAUGGCAUUACAUCCCAGAAAAUAGUACACUUCAUAGUCACCACUGUGAGAACCUCAGAUCCAACAUAUUCUUAGUUUUCUUUGUGUUACUUUUAUGCCAUCCUUGUUACUAGUGUCUAAUAGACGUUUAUGUUCUUUUU
Messenger RNA from Cryptotermes secundus, 5387 nucleotides. RefSeq names its product mitochondrial proton/calcium exchanger protein (gene Letm1). NCBI's taxonomy places the organism in Eukaryota, Metazoa, Arthropoda, Insecta, Blattodea, Kalotermitidae. Gene Ontology annotation, cellular component: mitochondrial inner membrane. The transcript is spliced from 12 exons. The record is from RefSeq and is a predicted model, not a curated record. Gene Ontology annotation, biological process: intracellular monoatomic cation homeostasis. Gene Ontology annotation, molecular function: ribosome binding; calcium ion binding. Bases 176 to 2617 code for a protein of 813 amino acids.